This is a messenger RNA of Mangifera indica (mango), 1326 nucleotides long. RefSeq names its product NAC domain-containing protein 100-like. The transcript has 3 exons. The record is from RefSeq and is a predicted model, not a curated record. Gene Ontology annotation, molecular function: DNA binding. The coding region runs from base 134 to 1135 and encodes 333 amino acids. Gene Ontology annotation, biological process: regulation of DNA-templated transcription. Lineage: Eukaryota; Viridiplantae; Streptophyta; Magnoliopsida; Sapindales; Anacardiaceae.
UCCACACAACACUUCGUUUCAGUCUCAACACAGAAUUAUAUUAAUUCUUCAGUCUCUCUCAAUUUCAUCCUCUUCCUUUCUCUCUUCUUCUUCUUCUUUUGAUAUUUCUAACGACAACCCAUUUCAGGAGAUCAUGGAAAAUUCUUAUGAGCAGAUGGAAUUGCCUCCAGGGUUCAGAUUUCAUCCCACUGAUGAAGAACUGAUAUCCCACUACUUGACACCAAAAGUUCUUGACACUCGUUUCAUUGCCAGAGCUAUUGGAGAGGCUGAUUUGAACAAGUGUGAGCCUUGGGAUUUGCCCAAGAGGGCGAAAAUGGGUGAAAAAGAAUGGUAUUUUUUCUGUGUUAGAGACAGAAAAUACCCAACUGGAUUGAGAACAAAUAGAGCCACUGAAGCUGGUUAUUGGAAAGCCACAGGCAAAGAUAAAGAGAUUUUCAAAAACAAAUCUCUUGUUGGAAUGAAAAAGACUCUUGUCUUUUACAAAGGAAGAGCCCCAAAAGGUCAAAAAACCAACUGGGUUAUGCAUGAGUUUAGAUUAGAAGGCAAAUAUUCUGCUUAUAAUCUUCCUAAAACUGCCAAGAAUGAGUGGGUGAUUUCAAGGGUGUUUCAGAAGAACUCUGGAGGAAAGAAGAUGAAUAUUCAAGGGAUGGUGAAACUGGGUUCAUCUUCUUCUUCUGUGUUGCCUCCAUUGAUGGAUUCUUCUUCUUCUCCAUACAACAAUGAAACCUCUCACGUGACCUGCUUCUCCGAGCCCAUGGAGGAGGAUCAGAAGACUAAAGAAGAAGAAGUAGAAGAUAUGAUUGAUCCCUACAACAGCUCACUUUUAGCUUCUUCUUCUUCCUCAAACCCAAACUCCGAAAUCUCCCCUGUUUCAAAUUCAUUUUUCAUGCCGACUUGGCCGAAUUUGCAGUACCCGGAUUCAUUCUUGAUGCAAGACCAGUCGAUACUGAAGAUGUUGCUUGAAAAUCAUGGGCCAAACAUGAAGACAACAGUUUCAAAAGCAGAAUUUUCUCAGGAUUCAGCGGUGUCAAACCAUGAAGUUAUUCAGAGAUCGUUUCAGAAUCAUCAUCAUCCUCAGCAUCAUCCAUCAAGUUCUUGUGGACCUGUAGACCUUGAUUGUCUGUGGAAUUAUUGAAACUAAUAUGAUAAUCAUGUUGUUAAAGACUAGAAGAUUUAGAAUCUUCAGUAAUUAUUGUUGAAAAGUUGUGGUGGUGUGUGUAUAGAUUACAAUAAUAAUGGUAAUCUACAGUCUUAUGAUAAGAAAUGGGGAUUGACUGAAAUGCAUGUAUUCUGAAAGGGAAGAAAAUAAACUCCAUUUUACACUCU